This is a messenger RNA of Xyrauchen texanus (razorback sucker), 2955 nucleotides long. Its product is annotated as pleckstrin-2-like. The transcript is spliced from 9 exons. Gene Ontology annotation, biological process: intracellular signal transduction; actin cytoskeleton organization. Bases 137 to 1219 code for a protein of 360 amino acids. NCBI's taxonomy places the organism in Eukaryota, Metazoa, Chordata, Actinopteri, Cypriniformes, Catostomidae. Gene Ontology annotation, cellular component: plasma membrane. The record is from RefSeq and is a predicted model, not a curated record.
CAGAAUCUGGCGCGGGGUGUGUAGCCGCGCAAUGACGCAUAUUGUAAGGAAUUCCACUGCGGCUAUAAAACACUUGGAGCGCUUACUUACCUGCCAUCAGUGACUUUCACACUACAGGAAGACUGUUGAAGUUAACAUGGGCACAGAGUCAGAAGAUAUACCCGUCAAAGAGGGUUUUUUGGUGAAAAGGGGUCAUGUGGUUCAUAACUGGAGAGUUCGUUGGUUUGUGCUUAAGCUUGACAGACUUGUGUAUUAUAAAUAUGAGAGUGGCAAACGAGAUUCUUGCCAUCGAGGGACGAUACCCCUAAACAACUGCAAAAUCAUCUGUCCUUACCUGGAGUACGAGAACAGGCCGCUGGUGCUGAAGUUGCAGACCAACACUUCAGAAGAGCACUUCCUUGAGGCUUGCACGAGGGAAGAGCGUGAUGAGUGGGCUACAGCAAUUGGUGCAGCAGUAAAAAAUCUCAACCCAAAAGAUGCUCAGACCCCGUCCCCAUCUCAAAAUAAAAGUCCCAAAUCUCUCCAGCUUCACAAUGUCAACCUCAGUCAGGUGGUGGACUCCAUGUAUGAUGUGCACACUGGUAUUCGGCUGUGCAGUCAUGUUGAGCAGGGCAGCUCUUACACCAACUGUUUCUCAGGCUCAGCAGUGGUGGAUUGGCUGGUUUUUAACAAGCUGGCUCUGACCCGUGUGGAGGCGGUAACAUUAGCCUCCACGCUCCUUGACGAGGGCUCCUUGCGGCCCAUUGGGGUAAGGAGCGCAGAUGCUCUCCGCAAUGCAGCUCUAGGAGAGCAGUUCCUUGAUGACUCCACUGCACUCUACAGCAUUUCUCAGAGCUUCCAGAAGCGAGGUAGUGUGAAAGCGGAGAAGUCUCUGACUGCGGCGGAGCUCAGUGGCAAGGUGGUAAAGAGGGGAUACCUGCUCAAACAGGGGCACAAGGUGAAGAACUGGAAGGUGAGAUUGUUUGUACUGAGGGCGGAGCCUGGCUUUCUGCACUACUAUGACCCCAGCAAGGAUGACAUCAUUCCAGUUGGCGGGAUAUCUCUGCGUGGCUGUUUGGUGUCUGCCCUGGAUGAUAACGGCAUUCCAACAGGUGUUAAAGGUAAAGUGCAGGGGAACCUCUUUAAAAUUAUCACUCAGAUGGAUACGCACUAUUACAUUCAGGCCCCAACACAUAAGGAGAGGAUGGACUGGAUCCAAGCUAUUAAACUAGUGACUUGAAAGAAACUGCACAUUUAAAAAUCUUAUGUUUUCUUAAUUGCAAACUGUACACUGUUGUUUUUACAAAACAUUCUGGCAGCUGUGGUUUCCAGAAUAAUUAUGUAAAAAAUACAGUUAAAAUGUAAACCACUUUACAGAACAACCUGUACAUUUUACAGUUUAAAAUGGUUGUAAUUAACAUGGUGGCACUGUAAAAAAAAAAUAUAUAUAUAUUUUGUUACAUUUACAGUAAUAAAAAUUCAUAAACAUGCCUUGUGAAACUGUAGAAAUCUGUUGUUUACUUUAUAAGGUAUUUGUUAAUAACCGUAGUAACUACAGAAGUGCACAUGAAGACAUGAAGUUCAUCAGUAGUGGCUUUUCUUCAAGCGAUGACCAAUAAUUAUGUAGAGACAGUGCUCAGUGUCACUCACACAUACACUAAACACCAUCAGGGUAACACAUGUGAAAUUUAAAUAAUGCAGUAAACAUUAACUAAAUUACAUCAAAUAUAAAACAGAACACCCCAGUGUACGUAACUGAUAUUAAAAAUAAGAUUAAACAUAACUAUUCCCAAAUAUAAUGAAAUGUAAUGGGUCAUGCAGGGAAUUGUGGGAAUGCCUGAUUACUGUUUUUUUUUUUACUGUAAUUUUAACAAUAAUUUACUGUAAAAAAAGUACAUGUACUCUCUUGUUCUUUUUUUACCAUUAAUUAUACAGGAAAAUCUUACUUUUUACAUUUAAAUAAUUAAAUUUUUUACAUACAUUUAUUGUAAAAACUACUGUAUUGUCUUUUAAAAUAUAUUAAAUAUUUUACUGUAUAUUUUACAGUUAAUAUUUUUUAAUCAAUUAACAUUUUAUUUCUGUAGCAUUUUUACAGUGUACCAUUAAUUAGUUCUCUCAUCUCAUAAUUUACUCACCGUGAUGCCAUCAGAGAUGUGUAUGAUUUUCUUUCUUCUGCAGAACACAAACUAAUAUUUUCAGAAGAAUAUCUCCGCUCCGUAGGUCCAGAUGAGGCAAAUGAAUGGUGACCAAAACUUUGACCCUCCAAAAAGCACUUAAAGGCAGCAUAAAAUGAAUCCAUAUGACUCCAGUGGUUUAAAAUAUAAUUUUCUGAAGUGAUCCAAUUGGUUUUUGGGUCAGAACAGACCAAAAUAUAAUGAAUUCAGAAUGUGGAAGUGAAAGGUUUAUAGUAAAAAGGAUUAAAUAUUAAUCUGCUUCUCACCGCUAUAGAAGACAUUAACCACUAGAUUUGUGUGGAUUACAUUUAUGUGGACAUUAUGUGCUUUUUGGAGUAUCACAUUUCUGGUCACUGUUCACUUGCAUUUUAUGGACCUACAGAGCUGAGAUAUUCUUCUAAAAAUCAUAAACAAGAAGAAAGUCAUACACAUCUGGGAUGGCAUAAGUAAAUGAUGAGGAAAUUUAAAUUUUUUCAUAUCCCUUUAAGGGUUUUCAAUUAAGGCUAGUUUUCUCAGUGCAGAUGAAGCCUUAUCCUAGUCAGCAAUUAUAUGUUCAUAUAGAAUACAAUUUAAAAAUGAGAUCAGCCUUUUCCUUUGUAAUGUUGGGUUGUAUGUCCCUGUCUCUAAGUGCUGAAGGUUACCUUUGAGUGACCUAUGUUUGAUCUAUUAGAAUAUACAGGUGGAAAUUUUCUGUUUAUACAUUCAGUGAAUGUAACUGUGAAAGAGAUAACGUUGUUUUCAGUGUAUUGUAAAUUUUUUUCUUUUGUUAUGUUACAUUUGUACAAUAAAGGUUUUAUUUAAA